This is a messenger RNA of Owenia fusiformis, 3441 nucleotides long. The record is from the annotation of a GenBank genome assembly. NCBI's taxonomy places the organism in Eukaryota, Metazoa, Annelida, Polychaeta, Sabellida, Oweniidae.
AAGAGAGGAAAGACCAGACCAUCAUUCGCUAGUGAAGCUUCCUUAGACAUAAAUGAAUUUAUCAAGAGAGGAAAGACAAAACAUGACAUAGUUCCAGAUUCAAUGGAUAUUGAUGACGUGAUUCAAAAUGUCGAGAAGUCAAUAGACUCAGUUGCAAUGAAAACUGUUAUACAUCGCCCUAUGCCCCAAUAUUCUCCCCAUGCAGACUAUAACGCAGAUCUAGACUCCAGCUUAGAAAGCUCAAAAUCAUGUACAAUUCUGAGAAAAAAGAAACACCAUCAUAAUUUGAACAGGACUAAAGGCACUCCAAGACAAAUGGAAGCAAAUAGUGCUGUCAAAGUUGGUAUAAGAGUAAAACAAGAGAAUGAACAGAAUCCUGUUGCUAGGGACUCUGACAGUGAUUCUGAUGAUGUCAUAGAAUUGCCCCACUCUAGAAGCAUCAUAAAAUUCCCAGUUCCUGAAACCAUGGAUGUUGGAGACUCAGACAGCGAGGAUUCUGAUGUCACAGUAGACGACUUUAGUCGAAAUGUCUCGAUAUGUAGCGAAGGGCUUCUUAGUGAAGAUGAUGAUAACCCAGUCAUUGAAAAUAUAAAAAGUCCAAAUGUAAGUACCAGAAAAGUUCCCUUUGAUCUCAAUGAGUCUCAGUUGUCCAGACAUUCAAUGGGACUUCAAGUGUCAAUGACCUCAAAUGAUACCCAUAAUGCAACUGACACAGCAGACGACACAGAAAAUUCCCAUAAUGCAUCUGGUCUAACCAAUGGCAAAAAUAGAACAGCACAAUCUGAAGAUGGAAUAAAUGAUGAGAAAAGUAUAGGACUUCAAUGUUUAGUUGAGAGCAAUCCUGAGGAUGAUGAUACACAAGAUAAACACAAGAACAACAUGGUGAAACACAAAAUCAACCAAUCUGAUGAUGAAUCAUUCUUCUCUGCUGCCUCAGAUUACAAUGAUGACACUGGGAAAGAGAAAUCAGAUAUUGAAAACUCCAUCUCUCAACAUUCUAUUGGACUCCAAGCAUCAAUGGAGACCAUAGAAACUUCAGACACUGACACUAAUGAUCACAUACAACAGAACAAUGUUGAUGUACCUGAUAAACACUCUAUUGGACUCCAGGCUUCAUUUGAAAGCUCUGAAAAUGAGGAAUAUGGAGCACCUCAAUCCAAAAAUUCUGCUGGAAUUCUGAAAAGGGAAAACAAAGUGGAAAGUGCAAUAGAUAGUAACACUGACAAACAUACCAGUAAUGAGAAUCAUGCAAGGGAAAACUCAAAUAAGAAACCAAUCACUGAUGAGUCAAAUCUGGAUGAAGAUAUUAUGAACUUAAGUGGUAUUAUGACCUCAAAAUUAAAAAUAAAUCAUGGAGCGAAAUUAAGUGGUCCAAUUAUAACAGAUGAUGAUGACUUUUUACCAACACAAAAAUCAUCAAAGAAAUCAAAAUCAAAGAAAGCUACUAUCAAAGCUAAAAUUGAUGAACUUGUGAACCUUGACCUUGACUCAGAUGACCUUGACCUUGAUAGUGUAUUGCCCAUUCCAAAGAGUACGGCAAAAACAAAAAAGGGAAAGAAACAAAAUAAAAAGUCAACAAAGAAAACUGAAGAAACAAAUAACUAUAAGGAUCCUAAAAUAAACAAAACCACUAAAAAAUCUAAAACAUCAAAACUGCAAAUAGACCUCGAUAUCAGUGAUUCUGUAGACAUCUGUCCAUCUCAACACACAGUAACAGAUGGCCCAGAGAAAUCAAAGAAAUCUAAAACGCCCAAACUUCACAUAGACCUUGAUAUCAGUGAUUAUGAUGAUGAUCCAGAGAUAUCAAAGGCACCUGAGCCUAUUGUAAACUCAUCAAAGAAAAGAUCAAAGGAUUUACCUGUGCACUCACAUGUAGAUUCAAUACAGAGUUAUGAAGAUGAGCUACCUGAUGUAUCAACCUCACCCCAUCCAAGCUUUAGUCAACCAAGGGUUGAUAUUGUGAGUUUGCUGUCAGAUUCCAGUGAAGAUGACGAUGCAAUGGAAAAUUUUUUCUCAAAGAUGAAAACUCCAGGAAAAUCACAAGUUCAGCCAAGUUAUAAUGACAACAACGAUGAUGAUUAUGAUGACAAUAAUUUCAUCGUGCCUGAUGAUAUGGUUAGCAGUAGUGAAAGUGAUGACAGUUUGUUUUACAAGAAAAGUCUAGUAGACACACCAGCAUCAAGGCCCAAGAAAUCCAGUCACAAGUACAACACCAGCAGUGAAGACUCAGAUAUAUCAACCCCAGGGUCAUACAGACCAAAGAUCGCCAGUACAACAAGCAAUGACACUUCCGUUUUCUCAACCCCUGGAAGCAGUAAACCUAAUAGGAAUACAAGUGCAGGGAGUCAGGAUACAAGCAAUGAAGUUCUUGGGGUCUCAACGCCUCAUUCAUAUUUCAAGACACCUAAACUACCAGGUAAGACACCAAAAUCAGCUGGAACUCCUCAUAUUGACAACACUGACCUUGGACGUUCUCUCACAGAUAGACUCUUCAAAACGAAGGUUUCUGGUACCCUAAGCUCUCUCGCAAAGCCCACAGUGAAGUCUAAGCCAACAGUGCCUCAGAGUACAGGAGUAAUAAAUAAAACAAAGAAAGUAGUCCCAGAUGUUGUUCGGUCCAGAUCUUCAGAAUAUAGGCCCUCAACAUACAGCUUUCUGAAGUCUCUGUCUACCAAUGUGGAGAACCAAAGGCGCCAUCCAGAUGCUUUGGAGUAUGUGAAACAAUUCAAGAAGAAAAAAGAAGAACUGACUAUGAGACUUGUGAAACUUUACAAUGAAACUGUAUUUGAUUCAAAGUUACCAGAGAACUUGGAGGUGAUCUGGAAUCCACGACUGUUAAAGACAGCUGGUUACUGUGCGUACAAAAGGAAUAGGGUGAAACAAGAUGAUCGCACGUGUCGUAUAGAACUCUCUGGAAAAGUUUGUGAUUCAUCAGAACGUGUACGAGACACUCUCAUACAUGAGAUGUGUCACGCUGCUGUUUGGCUGCUGAAUGGGGUCAAUGAUGGCCAUGGGAGGUUCUGGAAAUACUGGGCAAGAAAGUCAAACAUUGCCCACCCAGAACUGCCUAUAAUUCAGCGUUGCCAUAGUUAUGAAAUAAAUACCAAAUUCACCUACAAAUGUGUGGAGUGUGGCUACCAAAUUGGACGUCAUUCAAAAUCUCUAGAUACAACCAAGAAGGUCUGUGGGUAUUGUCACGGUCAAUUUGAACUCAUCGUCAACAACAAGGAUGGAACUCCAAGGAAACCAAGGGCCCCUUCAACACCGAACAAAUUUGCACUAUUUGUCAAGGACAAUUAUGGCAAACAAAAACAACUGAACAAAGGAGCCCCUCAUAAGGAUAUUAUGAACAUAUUGAGUGCAGAAUUUGCAUCAAAAAGUUCAAUAUGAUUAUUUGUGCUUGAUAUUAAGACAAAGAAAUAUACACACAUGUAUAUACUG